UAGCAACACUGUCCAUUUAAAUGAAAAGUGGGGUGAAGGCGCGAAUAUUGACAUUUGUCAAUUUUUGACAAUAUCAUCAGUACACCAAUAUUUUUUGUGCGAUCGAGAUUUUAGAGUUGGUUCUAAGUGAAAGAAUGGUGUGAUUGUUGUAAUUUAUAAUCAUGGGUAUUACGGGUUUAUUACCUUUUAUUGACAAGGCCUCGCGCCGUACUAAUGUUAGUGAAUUUAGCGGUUGUACAGUGGCAAUAGAUUCUUAUUGCUGGCUGCAUAAAGGGGCAUUUGCUUGCGCUGAUAAAUUAGUACGAGGAGAAGAGACUGACGUAUAUAUCAAAUACUGCCUUAAAUAUGUGACAAUGUUAUUAUCGAAGAAUAUAAAGCCUAUACUAGUUUUUGAUGGACGGCACCUGCCUGCUAAAGCCAUGACAGAGUUGAAGAGGAGAGAAUCUCGAGAUAUAUCCAAAAAAAGAGCAGCUGAGCUUUUAAGUUUAGGAAAGACAGAAGAGGCUCGAUCCUACAUGCGCCGUAGCGUCGACAUCACUCAUUAUAUGGCCUUAAGUCUUAUCAAGGAGUGUAGGAAACGCAAUGUGGACUGCAUAGUGGCACCUUACGAGGCGGACUCACAAUUAGCUUAUUUAAAUAUCAAGAAUAUUGCACACCUUGUCAUCACUGAAGACUCUGAUUUAAUAUUGUUUGGAUGUACUAAGGUACUUUUCAAGAUGGAUUUAGAUGGCACCGGCACCCUAGUUGAUACAGCCAAGCUGCCGCUGGUGAUGCGAUGUCCUAUAGAGCACUACACUUUUGACAAGUUCAGACAGAUGUGCAUUAUGUCUGGGUGUGACUAUUUGGCGUCGCUGCCGGGUAUAGGGCUGGCUAAAGCGAGGCAAUUUGUUACUGCGACGCAAGACUCGAAUUUUGCUAAUGCUCUGCGAAAACUACCGAGUUUCUUCAACAAAUCGUCUCUGGUUGUAACGGAUGAGUACAGGGAGAGCUUUCUCAAAGCUGAGGCGACGUUCAAGCACCAGUAUGUGUACGAUCCCAUCGAGAGGCAGAUGACAAGACUGACUGAUCCUGAUGACGAAGAUGUAGAACAGGCGCUGUGUGUUAACGCUGGUGAGCUUUUGGACCCGAAAGUCGCUUUUCAAUUAGCUCUCGGUAAUUUAGACCCCUUCACAUUGAAGGAAAUGGACAACUGGCAUCCAGAUCACUCUAAUAAUCAGAACCAACAUGUAAAAACAGCCAAUUGGAAGGACAAAGGUGUAUGCCCUCACCCUAGUAUGUGGAGCAAAGAGUUUAUACAGUACCUAUCCGAGGAAUACCCUUGGCUGAAGAAGGUUAAGAAAUUGGAGCCUAUUAUAGCAGUUCCAACUACUAGACCAAGGAAGGUUGUUAAUCUAGUCAGUAAAUAUGUAGCGGAGACACAGGAUGAAAGCUUAUCAAUAGAAACACUAAGCAACAUGUAUUGUACAGAACCUGCGAAUAAGAAGCAGAAACUAAACUGUGAUAACGAAAACGAGACGAUGACGGAAUACAGUGAGAAUCCACACAACAUUGCGCAUAACGACGACACGAUCAACCAAUUUAGUACAAAAACAAGCAAAUCACCCAUCUUAGAAAACAAAGAGAGAUCAUUCAAGAAAUGCCUGAAAUCAGGCAGUUAUUCAGUAUUAAAGAAACUCAGCAGGUUUCCUAGAACAAUAUUAGAUGGUAAUGUAGUAGAAAGCAAGUUCUUCUCAAGUACAGAAGAAGCUUCUGAUAAUAAUCCUUCAGAAAACAGUAUUACAGUUGAAGAAUCUCCAGAUAGGGUCCGGAAUCCGUUUAAGAAGUCUUCUGUGGUGAUAGAGGAUAGUGAGGUCCAAGGUCUAAAAGAUUCGCAGAGGGAGAAUUCUCCGUACAGCAGUCCGGUGAAGAGGUUAAGUCCUAUAUUGGAACCCAGUCCGAGAAGUAUUAGUUUUAAAGCUAAGUUUGAAGAUGUUCAGCUUGAUGCUGCCAGUGAAGAAUCUGUGAUAGAGAAUACAUAUCCUAUGGAGACUUUGAUCACUCCUACUGCUUCCCAGACCUCGUUCGGUGCUUCUCCAUCUAAACAGAACGCGUUCAAUACAUUCUCCUAUACAAAAAGGAGUCCAAAAUCAAAUGGUUUUAAAAAGUCCGCGCCAAGAGCGACCGCGGUAAAGAAAUCACCACCUUUGCCGAGCAACCAACCGACAUUGCUGAGCAUGUUUGGGUUUCAGAAAAAGCCCGCACUAAAAAGGUGAUAGCCUCGCAUAGUUGUUAUGUUUAUUAUUGUUUAAGUUGAGCAUUUGAAAUGUGCAUUUAAUUUAUGAAUAAUGUUUUAAUGAGUACAAUGUUUUAUACAACUGUAAAAUGACAAUACAGUACAGCAUUUGUUGUUGACUUUAAUUAUGUUUAUAAUUGUGAUAUAAAUAAAUAAUUUUGAAUUUUUGAUAAUGUGA
Trichoplusia ni (cabbage looper) is the source of this 2450-nucleotide messenger RNA. It is a transcript of the gene tos, whose product is annotated as exonuclease 1. Gene Ontology annotation, biological process: DNA recombination; mismatch repair. The record is from RefSeq and is a predicted model, not a curated record. Gene Ontology annotation, molecular function: 5'-3' DNA exonuclease activity; 5'-flap endonuclease activity; DNA binding. The coding region runs from base 162 to 2252 and encodes 696 amino acids. Gene Ontology annotation, cellular component: nucleus. The transcript has 11 exons. NCBI's taxonomy places the organism in Eukaryota, Metazoa, Arthropoda, Insecta, Lepidoptera, Noctuidae.